AAUUUGACAACUCCGUCAAAAAAGGUAAACAGAAUCGCACGUUUUGUAUUCAAAGUUCUUUUUGAAUUUUGCGUGAAUUUCAACAAAAAUUAAAUGGCAUCGUCUACGGUUACCGUCAGUAGCGAUAUAGAUUUGGGAUUUGCUGAGGAAUGCGAAGAAUGGCUGUUGACCAACACUUAUUUUCCCAGCAAAAUAGGAGGACGGCCUGCAUGGUUGGAUUUAGAAAAUCUUCCCAUGCCAGAUGAAAUCAAAUGCGUGAAGUGCGGCGAAUGUCUGGUGUUCCUUUGCCAGGUAUAUGCAUCGCUGGAAUUGAGUGACGACUGCUUUCAUCGAACAAUUUAUGUGUUUGUCUGUAAAAGCAGUGCCUGUUGGGAAGUCAACUGUUCCAAAAAUGUGAUAGCGUUCCGGUGUCAACUUCCUCGCGUAAAUAAAUUUUAUCCCUUCGAGCCACCGGCUGACGAUAAACAUUUGCUCGAAACAAAAGCCAUUGUCAAUUUAUGCGCAACGUGUGGAUGUCGUGGCCCGUUCGCAUGUUCGAAAUGCAAAGGUGUAUUCUACUGUGGUGCUAGUCAUCAGAGGCUUGACUGGAAAAACGGACAUAAACAGCAAUGCAUGACCGGAAAUGAUUGUCCUAAGUCUUCAUCGACACAUCUGUUCCCUGAAUUUGAAUUGGUUCUAGAAUCGGAAGAGAGUGUUGAACCAGUCAAGGAAACCGUGGAGCAAUCCGAGUCACGUCGAAUGAAAGAAUACCAGGAAUUGAUGCAAUCCGGAACGGUAAACGAUAUGCCAGAUGUAACUGAAGGCGAUCUGAUGCCGUACGCACAAAAUGUUGAAGAUGAAGCAUUCGGCAAAUUCAAAAAACGAAUCGCUUGGAACAACGAUCAAGUGCUGAGAUACAAUCGAGCCGGUGAACCAUUGUGGAUAUCGUCGAAAAAUACGUUAAGCAAUGAACAGGUGCCGUCAUGCGAGCAAUGCCAGUCGAAGCGAGUAUUUGAAUUUCAGAUAAUGCCUCAAAUGCUGAAUCACUUGAAAGACAUUGGGUUGGAUUGGGGAGUAAUAAAUGUGUACACAUGCGAGAAGAGUUGUUCGUCAGCGGGCUACAUUCGUGAAUUUGUAUAUAAACAAGACAUUGUCCAAGAAAGUCAAUAAAACUGCGUGUUGACCGAAUAAUUGCGGUUCGUUUAAUAUU
This is a messenger RNA of Bradysia coprophila, 1189 nucleotides long. It is a transcript of the gene Zfrp8, whose product is annotated as Zinc finger protein RP-8. The record is from RefSeq and is a predicted model, not a curated record. NCBI's taxonomy places the organism in Eukaryota, Metazoa, Arthropoda, Insecta, Diptera, Sciaridae. Gene Ontology annotation, cellular component: cytoplasm; nucleus.